AUGGCUUCUCGUAUUACUCUUUCACCAACCAUGAAGAAUUUUAUUCGUUGUGCUGGAUUAUCAGGUUCAUUGGCAAUAGGUUUAGGUGUCUAUGGAGCUCAUGCUAUGAAAGAUGAUACUCCUGAAGAACUUAGACGAUUAUUUCAAUUGGCUCAAACAUAUCAUUUACUUCAUUCUGUCGCUUUACUUGCUGUACCAUUAGUCUCACGACCCAUCAUUACAGGAUCAUUAUUUCUAGGUGGACUUUCAUUUUUUUGUGGUCCAAUGUAUUAUCGUGCUAUAACAAAUGAUCCACAAUUUCGUCAAAUCACACCAUAUGGUGGAGCUCUUCUUAUAGCUGGAUGGUUAUCGAUUGCAUUCCUUUAA
This is a messenger RNA of Adineta steineri, 366 nucleotides long. Lineage: Eukaryota; Metazoa; Rotifera; Eurotatoria; Adinetida; Adinetidae. The record is from the annotation of a GenBank genome assembly.